Camellia sinensis is the source of this 525-nucleotide messenger RNA. The record is from RefSeq and is a predicted model, not a curated record. Lineage: Eukaryota; Viridiplantae; Streptophyta; Magnoliopsida; Ericales; Theaceae.
UCCACUGCCAUGGCUCUUCAACAACUUAAAGUACUUUAUUUGGAGUCUUGUCCAGUGAUGGAAGAAGUUAUUGCAGCAACAGAGGAUGGGCUCAAGGAAGUGAUUGAUGUGAUUGAAUUCCCAAAGUUGGAGUGGCUAAUACUGAAAGAUCUACCAAACCUCAACAGUUUUUGUAAUGCAAACUAUAAUUUUAAUUUGCCAUCAUUAAACAGAGUUGUUCUGAAGAGGUGUCCGGAUAUGCACAACUUUACUUUGGGACAAGUACGCAUGUCACAGAUAUUUGUAAGUACACGUGGCAAUGAAGGCCUUUGGACAGAAGAUCUCAAUAAGUAUUUAGAGGAACGACUUCUGAAAGGAGAGGAAUGCGCAACCGUGGAUGAAAGUGAUUUUGACAUCGAAGAAGAAGACUUCUCUAACCUUUAUCGGCUUAGAUGGUUAGAUAUGAUCGAGUUCAAGUUGCUGAGAUUGGCGUAUGCUGGAUUACCCUCCUACACUCAAUGGCAAACUUAUUGUUUCUUCCAAUAA